Tupaia belangeri chinensis (Chinese tree shrew) is the source of this 2281-nucleotide messenger RNA. RefSeq names its product bleomycin hydrolase (gene BLMH). Gene Ontology annotation, molecular function: cysteine-type aminopeptidase activity. Gene Ontology annotation, biological process: proteolysis; response to toxic substance; L-homocysteine catabolic process. The transcript is spliced from 12 exons. Gene Ontology annotation, cellular component: cytoplasm. The coding region runs from base 91 to 1458 and encodes 455 amino acids. The record is from RefSeq and is a predicted model, not a curated record. Lineage: Eukaryota; Metazoa; Chordata; Mammalia; Scandentia; Tupaiidae.
GGGCCACCUAGGCAGCGAGCCGCAGCGCACGCCGGCGCACGCCCGAGGACCCCAGGAACCGCCGUUACCCCUCCCGGCAGCGUGGGCACCAUGAGCAACGCGGGGCUGAAUUCGGAGAAGGUAGCUGCUCUGAUUCAGAAACUGAAUUCUGACCCUCAGUUCGUACUUGCCCAGAAUGUGGGGACCACCCACGACCUGCUAGACAUCUGCCUGAAGAGGGCCACGGUGCAGGGUGCUCAGCAUGUGUUCCAGCACGUUGUGCCCCUGGAAGGCAAGCCAGUCACCAACCAGAAGAGCUCAGGGCGAUGCUGGAUAUUUUCUUGUCUGAAUGUUAUGAGACUUCCAUUUAUGAAAAAAUUAAAUAUUGAAGAAUUUGAAUUUAGUCAAUCUUAUCUAUUUUUCUGGGACAAGGUUGAACGCUGUUAUUUCUUCUUGAAUGCUUUUGUGGACACAGCUCAGAAAAAGGAGCCUGAGGACGGGAGGCUGGUGCAGUAUUUGCUUAUGAACCCUGCCAAUGAUGGUGGGCAGUGGGACAUGCUUGUCAAUAUUGUUGAAAAAUAUGGCGUUGUCCCUAAGAAAUGCUUCCCUGAAUCUUAUACAACAGAGGCAACCAGAAGGAUGAAUGACAUUCUCAAUCACAAGAUGAGAGAAUUCUGUAUACGACUGCGGAACCUGGUACACAGUGGAGCGACCAGGGGAGAAAUCUCAGCCACACAGGACGCCAUGAUGGAGGAGAUAUUCCGAGUGGUGUGCAUCUGUUUGGGUAAUCCACCAGAGACCUUCACCUGGGAGUAUCGAGACAAAGAUAAAAAUUAUCAGAAAAUUGGCCCCAUAACACCCUUGGAGUUUUACAGAGAACAUGUCAAGCCACUCUUCAACAUGGAAGAUAAGAUUUGUUUGGUGAAUGACCCUCGACCCCAGCACAAGUAUAACAAACUUUACACGGUGGAGUACUUAAGCAACAUGGUUGGAGGGAGAAAAACUCUGUAUAAUAACCAGCCCAUUGACUUCUUAAAAAAGAUGGUUGCUGCCUCCAUCAAAGAUGGAGAGGCUGUGUGGUUUGGCUGUGAUGUUGGAAAACACUUCAAUGGCAAGCUGGGCCUCAGUGACAUGAAUGUCUAUGACCAUGAGUUAGUGUUUGGCGUCUCCUUGAAGAACAUGAAUAAAGCCGAGAGGUUGACUUUUGGUGAGUCACUGAUGACCCACGCCAUGACCUUCACUGCUGUCUCAGAGAAGGGUGAUAAGGAUGGCGCAUUCAUAAAAUGGAGAGUGGAGAAUUCAUGGGGUGAAGACCAUGGCCACAAAGGUUACCUGUGCAUGACGGACGAGUGGUUCUCCGAGUACGUCUACGAGGUGGUGGUGGACAGGAAGCACGUCCCUGAGGAGGUGCUAGCCGUGCUGGAGCAGGAGCCCAUCGUCCUGCCGGCAUGGGACCCCAUGGGGGCUUUGGCCGAGUGAUUUUGCCUCCAGCUCCUUCCCCCUCCCACGAGACCUGAAGUAGCUGCGGAAGGACAGAUCCAGGGACUGAAGCCAAAGCAACACGGGCGGCUGUGUUCCCGCAAAACACAGUCCGACUCUUGGACGUCCAGUCUCCUCCAGGAACCUCUUCGGGGAAGUGUGCUUUACGCUGAAGCAAAAUAUUCUUAAAGGAAACAAAGGGAAAGAUCAGGACGUGCUAUCUACUCUCCUAUCUCCAACAGCUCAGGGUCUCUUCGCAUAAGUUAAUCGAGUGUCAUUGUCUGUCUUCAUUGUCAAAGGUCCGACUCAGUGUGUCUGUGUUUUAAUAAAACAGGAUGAGCAGUUGAGGUUCAGGGAGAGGAAAGGACCUAGCGCUGCUUGUUCCUAGAGUGGGGCGUGGGGUGGGGGGCUGCCUCGGAUUUGAGCUCUCCAAGCUGCUUGCGGCCCAGUGUCACCGCCCUUGCAGGGUGGCAGCCACUGAGCUCCGUUUCCAGGGGGAUUUCGGGUGCCUCCGGGCCUGCAGGUGGGAGCUGAUCAUGUGGGAGGCUGAUCGGGUCUGACAUGACUCCUCCCUGCUGCCCUGCACUGCGGGGACACAGUUCUGCUGGAGUCAGGUGUAGGUCGGGGCUUAAGGGAAACUGGGUGAGAGGACAGCUAACGCCUAUCAGGGUCUCGGCUGUGAUCAUUAGGGGGCGCUCUGGCCACACGGUCCACUUCUGCCUCUGGGGCUGGGGGCGGGUGGGCAGGAGCGGGCGAUAACCAUUCUUUCUGACAACUAGAUGGUGCUGAGAAGCUUUUGAAUAAAACACUUUGCUAAAUGAGA